Messenger RNA from Wyeomyia smithii (pitcher-plant mosquito), 1527 nucleotides. RefSeq lists its product as uncharacterized. The transcript is spliced from 3 exons. Bases 184 to 981 code for a protein of 265 amino acids. Lineage: Eukaryota; Metazoa; Arthropoda; Insecta; Diptera; Culicidae. The record is from RefSeq and is a predicted model, not a curated record. Gene Ontology annotation, molecular function: sequence-specific DNA binding.
CAGAUUUGAAGCCAUUUUUUUGUAACGCAAUUACUUUUGAUCGUGCACAAAAUUCAUGUGCCCUAGAAACGUUUUAGAUUUUCUAUACAGAAGUCUUUUUCAAAUUCUGGCAUCUCUGGUUUGUUUUUGUUUUGUUUUUUUUUGGGACGCACAACAAGCAGAUCGGAGGGAACUCUGUUCGUGAUGUCGCGCUGUAUUUUUAAAAACUGUUACAACCGGCAGGAGCCGUUUUCUCGAAUUACGUUUUUUAAUUUGCCCAAAGACGAACGGCGGAAAAUCUGGCUUCAAAGAUCUGGCGCUGAGGAGCUUCUGCAGCUAUCAGCCAACGCGCGCCGUUUGGUGUGUGAGUUGCACUUCGACGAGCCGCAUAUCCGUCGGCAGUUUCAUCGAACCACGCUCAGUCGCGAUGCCGUUCCGCUGGACUAUCGGAUACGGAAAGAGUUGAUAGAAGAUAAUUCUGACGAAGAAAGUGACCGAAUACUGGAAGCCACUGUGAUUGGGGAAGGCUCGGAAGAUAGCAAGGAAGCCAAUUUCAACCUAGUAAUGGAUAACGAUUCCAAGAGCAGCAAUGACUCGCAUGUGGUAGUCGAAUUUUACGAAGAAGAACUGCCCGAGGACGCGGUUCCGGAGGAAAGCGAACCAGUUGAUGAUAGUGAAGCAUUGGAUAUUCAACACACGAAAAAAAUUAAAUUCUCUCAGUGCACUGAGAGUGAUAAUUCUUGGGUCACCAGCAGUUCUGCAUUGGCUGAUAGAAAUAUUUCAUCCGAAAAGAGUCGAACUACGGAACAGAAAUCACGUGCAGAAAACUCGACGGAUAUCAAAACAAGUUCCUCCCACGGUAAGAUGACUGAGGAUGAAUAUUUCGCUAUGUCUCUUGUUGGUCCUCUACAGCGAUUGUCGCCGGAGAAACGUGCGAUUGCGAAGAUAAAAAUACUCACCUAUCUUGUACAGCUGGAAUGUGGCAUCGAUGCUCAGUUAUAAUGAAUAUGUUUAGUUUAUGUUAGUUUGUGUUCAAUAGGUUGUCUCUCAUAUUGUAGCGGAACACGUUAUGUUAAUUGCAUAUUGCAAUGAUUAUUAAAAUUAUCAAAGCUGGAUUCCAGACUCUACAUUUUAUAAAAUGAAAAUUUUAUUAUGUUUUCAUGUCCAUGCAACUUUCUGAGUACAAUAAACGAGCUGGAGGUCCGUCGAAAACAGUUGUGCACCAUCCUUUUACUGUUCCGUGAUAUCUACUUGCUUUACGUCAGUAAAAGCUUCAUUCCCUCUUUCCAUCAUCUAAACUGGAGUCACUUCUGCGCGGAAAAUGCGACAAAUUAAAGGCAAAUCUUCGCGAUUCAUGCUAACUUUAUCAAUUUUUUUCGGUCAAUGCUAGAAAAUGUUGCAACUGGCCUCAAGGCCAGUUUCGUGGCUCUGCCUUCCUUUGCGAAGUGAAAACAAACAGUAAUAACUACUAUGGUUACUUUAUUAUAGGAAAAAAAAAACUAAUCUAUAACAAUGCUGCUGCAGCGACAAAUUUCCUUUUUAUAAAUA